Aspergillus versicolor CBS 583.65 is the source of this 2295-nucleotide messenger RNA. Its product is annotated as Zn(II)2Cys6 transcription factor domain-containing protein. The record is from RefSeq and is a predicted model, not a curated record. Gene Ontology annotation, biological process: positive regulation of transcription by RNA polymerase II. The transcript is spliced from 4 exons. NCBI's taxonomy places the organism in Eukaryota, Fungi, Ascomycota, Eurotiomycetes, Eurotiales, Aspergillaceae. The coding region runs from base 108 to 2003 and encodes 631 amino acids. Gene Ontology annotation, cellular component: nucleus. Gene Ontology annotation, molecular function: transcription cis-regulatory region binding; zinc ion binding; DNA-binding transcription factor activity, RNA polymerase II-specific.
AUUCAUCUCUCGUCCAAAGACAUUCUGAUGUAGACCUGACCAGACAACCCCUGCGGCCUCAAAAGUCGCAUCAUUUACCCGAUCCAGUAGCGUCAGCCACUCCGUCGAUGGCAGGAAACCAACCUCCUGCAGUGACGCCCACCCGCACAAAACGGGAGUCACGGUCCCGAAAAGGAUGUCCAGAGUGCAGGAGCCGCAAGAUUAAAUGCGACGAACAGAAGCCGGAAUGCGGGCAGUGCCUCAAAACUGGCCGGUCUUGCCGGAUUUUAGACAGCCUCUUCAAACCACACUCGUACUCUUUUAUGGUCACACCGGCCGAGAAGAGUUCGCCUGUUGAAGUUCAGAAAUCGUCCCGCCAGCGGGGAGGCACCGAUGCAAGAUCGGGGGAUGGUGUUUCACAUAAUGACUCGACAAAUCCAAUGGAGAGAGAAAAUGCUCUUCAAUGGCCAAUUAGCUCACCUAACAGAGACAAUGCUCACCAGGGAGAACUUGAUUCAACCACGGAGUCCGAAGCCAGGACAGAACACCCUAAAACCCCGGUUGCAGCGGUCUCGGGUAGUGAACAUAUGGACUCCCCAGCGAGGAUGCACGAGAGCCCUUACAGCAUUCCAGCCGCCCCCAGCGAAGAUUGCUAUCAAGAUCGCUGCGAGAUCGCAUUCUUCCUCCGCCACUUCUCCGAGGGGCCUGGCCAGUGGAUGGACGUAUGCGGAGGCAAAUCCUAUUUCAGCCAAAACGCUGUUGCCCUCGCCCACUGGAGUCCGCUUGUACGAUAUGCUGCCUGUGCCUUAGGCGCGAAGCAGUUAGGCCAGACAAGACACCCAGAAACCCAGAUCCGGCAGACAAGUACACAAAGCUUGAUGAUGAAGGCGCUGAUUGACAGCAGAUUGGGGUUUACGUGGUAUGGAGCUAAGUACUAUGAGAAGGCGAUCAAGCUGCUCGCCAACCAGAUCUCAAGCAAGGAUCGAUCAUAUUCACUAUCGCCGAACUAUGUUUAUGGAUUGGGCUUGACUCCGCAGAGUGGUGACCAUAUUUCUACCAGCGAGGGGGACGGAGAUGAAUUCCCUUACUCUAUUCUGGCAGCCUGCAUUCUGUGUCAGUACGAGGACGUGAACUCUACCAUACGUGCCUGGUCAGGUCACCUGGAUGGCACUUUUAGACUCCUUCGACCUCAUCUCACAAAGCCAGGAUGCUUUGAAACUGCGAGUCGUGUCCCGCAGCCGAUAAGGGCAUUGGAUGCCGUGUUCUGGUUUGUUGUCAUUAACGACAUGUUGAAUGCUUUUGUUACGCGAAGUACAACUCGCAUCAACCCUGACGAUCUAGUUUUGUGGCGCAAUAUGGGCCUUCCGCUUGACUCCGACGGGCAUCCCAUGACCAAUCGAGCUGGAGAGGCGCCGCUAGAAGCGAUCCUAUUCAAAUCAUUGGUUAGGAUGAUGUGUCAACUGAUGAACUGCGACCUUGGGGAUAUCACCCAGUGGACCAAGAUGAACGAGGACUUCGACCGUUGGCAGAACGCGGUCCCCCAGUCUUUCUAUAUACCCAUUGCAUGGCCACCCGCCGAGCCGAAUCCUGCACCAAUAGCAGACCCAUUCUCGCGCGAAAUUUGGUUCGCAAGCGACAUCUGUGCAAUAACCUUAGCCUUCUACCACAUGGCACGAAUGGUACUCCUCGCGAACCGCCCCAUCCGGCAUACCCGGGACGGGAAUGACCUCCUUGGGACAUACCACAGCCUCCAGUACGACCUACGAAAGCACGCGAUGGAGAUCAUUCCAAUAAUGCAUGCGAUGCCCAGUGAAACCGUACAAAAAUACAUGCUGCAGCCUCUUUACGUCGCGGGACGGUCCUUGACAGAUGACCAAGAGCGACGGAGCCUACUGCAUAUACUCCGGGGUAUGGGAGACGACUUUGGGCUUUUUACGGACUACCGAAUCCAAGACCUCUGCGAGGAAUGGGGAAUGCCAUACAGCGGUAUUGACCGUCGGGAUGGCCAUGGUAUUCUAACAUAAUGCACUAAGUUUCCACCCCCUGACGCCUUUGCCAGUCGAGUGCACCGCUGUAAGAGCAGUUAUAGUCCAUGAACUCUGCUGGAUUCAUCUGCACUUUCCGAGUACCGGUCUCAGUGGCCGGCUUCGCAGCUUGACGGCUAUACGCUUGUAUCGUUGUUGCUCGAUCAUAGCGGCAUCUGAAAAUAGCCUUGUUGGUCAGGGCCACAGUUUCUAGCGAGUUGGAAGGGGUAGUUUUCUCAAAUCCAUCGAAGAAAGCCCCUAAUGCCUCCGCAUCCUCGAUGGCCUGGCUGGC